CGUUUGUUGUUUUUGAAGUUGGUUGUUCUCAAUUGAAUUGUCAAUUUUUUAAAAGAAGUAUAGAGAUAUUUAAGCAUGGUCGUGUGCCGCUUCUUCCAGCAAGGGUCUUGUCGCUAUGGGACAAAAUGCCACAAUGAGCACUUUGAUGUCAAGCAAUAUCUCAAGGCCGACAUGGAAUCCAGCUUGAAUGGCAAGAUGUGGCCUUUCUCUGCGUACGGACCCUUCAAGGACAAGGCUAAUUUUCCCAACUUCAUCGAUGAUCAGUCCUUCGAGGAGGUCCGAUUCCUGUGCUAUGAGGCCAAGCGGCAGAACCAAUUUGACCAAUUCGCGCAGCAGUUCAACCGUGAGGUCCUGGAGGCAACCAAUAAGAUGAAGACCAUGCUGCAAAUGUCGCCGCAGGUUCUGGAAAUGAUGAUCAAAAUCCAUGAGACGCCGGAGGGCGGAAAUGUGUCGGCAGCUCCCCAGCAGCCCAAUAAUCCCUUUGCUACAGCUGCUCCGGCGUCUAACCAGUCUGCGUCCAUCUUUGCCAAGCCCACGUUGAGUGCUGGGAACAUCUUCGGUAAUGCCACAAGCCAAGUAAACAACUCCAGCAGUAUUUUUGGAGGUUCCAUGGGUAAUGCGAGUCAAGGGAACAGCAUUUUUGGCGGAGGCGGGGCAACAAGUGUCUUUGGCCAGCCCCAGCAGCAGCCACAACAGCCGGCCGCCCAAGCCUUCCAAGGAGGUAACAUUUUCGGCCAACAACAGGUCCAGGCGCAAGCUCAGCCAGUGAAUCCCAAUCCUUUCGGAGGCUUCCAACAGCCACAGCAACAACAGACAUUGGGGAUCUUUGGCCAAGUGGCUAACCCCAAUACUGGAGGAAUCUUUGCUCAGGCGGCACAACAGCAGCAGCAACCCCCUUCCGGGUUAUUUGCUCAGGCAGCAGCCACCGGCUUCCCAAAUCAACAGCAACAGAUGCAGCAACAACAAAUGCAGCAGCAACAAAUGCAACAGCAACAAAUUCAACAACAGCAGCAGCAGCAAUUGCAAAUGCAACAACAACAACAGCAGCAGCAGCAGCAAUUGCAAAUGCAACCGCAACAGCAAAUUUUGCAACAGCAGCAACAAGUCCAAAUAACCAACGAAGUUCAUUCCCCUGUUUACAGUCGAAUGGAAGAUCUCAACGAACAGGAAAUCGAUGCGUUCAAGGCGGAUCAGUUCCUACAAGGUGCCUUGCCCUUCAAACCACCGCCUAGGGAACUUUGCUGAGCCAAAACUAGAGUAUAUUGUAUAUAAGCCUACUUAGAGUCGAUAUAACUUAAGUGCAUCUAAUAAACUAAUGCAUCAUCA
Molecule: messenger RNA, 1326 nt
Organism: Drosophila biarmipes
Lineage: Eukaryota; Metazoa; Arthropoda; Insecta; Diptera; Drosophilidae
Product: ras-interacting protein RIP3
Exons: 2
Coding region: 76-1245 (389 amino acids)
Molecular function (GO): metal ion binding
Source: RefSeq, a predicted model, not a curated record